Fusarium odoratissimum NRRL 54006 is the source of this 1698-nucleotide messenger RNA. RefSeq lists its product as uncharacterized. The record is from RefSeq and is a predicted model, not a curated record. NCBI's taxonomy places the organism in Eukaryota, Fungi, Ascomycota, Sordariomycetes, Hypocreales, Nectriaceae. Bases 1 to 1698 code for a protein of 565 amino acids. The transcript has a single exon.
AUGUCAAAUGAACCUCCAGGGCACGAUAUCUUCUGCACUCCCGAAAACAGCGAGUUUCUCUCUCAAGUCCACUAUAAAGACCUCAACGCUAGCGACAGAGAAAUCCGUCUUCUCAAAAUCCUACCUAAAUCGCGAUCAGGCUUCGUCGAAUGCGAACUAUUACCCAGCGUGAAACUCGCUGACGUGCAUAAGCAAUAUCUUGCACUUUCUUACUGCGCAGGCGAUGCACGCAACACAAAACCUAUCAUAGUCAAUGGAGCAAGAUACAACGUUUUUGCCAACCUACACCACGCCUUGUCAACAGUUCGUCACUAUUGGGAGACGCAUACCUAUCAUCGGGAUUUGUUCCUAUGGGUGGAUCAAAUAUGUAUUAACCAGGCAAACCUGAUGGAGAGGUCUCAUCAAGUCGGUUUCAUGAGAGCCAUUUAUGAGAGUGCGAAAGAGACUCUUAUUUGUUUAUCUGUCGCUGAGACACGAGGAAACGGCAUGGGAUGGCUUGUGCAGCUGGAGGAAACUCUUGUCAAUCGGUCGAUUAUCGGGGAGACAUUUCCAUCAGAAGACCGGGCCUAUUCCCAAUUUUAUUUCUCAACUCAUCAGUUUCGAACUGAGAUGGAGGAACGCCUGAGCCAGCAUGAGUUUGCAGAUGGUUGGAUCAAGUUCUGCGAUGUCUUGAACAGCCCAUGGUGGGGGAGAGCAUGGGUCUUCCAAGAGUUCAUGGUGUCUUCUCGAGCGACGUUCCUAUAUGGACUGCAAUCAAUGGCCUACCCGGAAAUGCUGAGACUGAUUUGCGAUGUUUGCCUGGCGACGCUGGAGAUACUUUUCGAACCAAAGAAGACCCGUGGGACAUACGCCAAGAAAAGGCUCAAGCGUGCCCAGGCUACCCGAGCCCAGAUUUCGCACUCAAUUUCCAAGGUUCUUAGUGUCUUUCUCGCUAAAAAAGAAUGGUAUCGAAAAUUCGAUCUAAAAAGGCUUCUGGUUUACACGCAAAACUGCCAAUCCUCUGAUGAACGGGAUCGGAUCUACUCUAUGAUCGGACUCGCGCAUCCUGGUUAUUCAAUAAUACCGGACUAUUCAUCUAACAACGGUAUUGAAACGCUUCUGGUGGAAACAAUGAAGCGUAUCAUAACCUUUGAGGAUAGCCUGGAUGUCCUAUCAUACCUAAGUCGCGGUGAUUCCUCAUCUUCGGGCCAGGGACAGCUGCUGCCCUCAUGGGUCGUUGAUUGGACCAAAGUUCGAAAUCCCCUUGAGCCUAUACUGUACACGACGAAAACCGACUGGGAUGGCAGCAAGUUCGUUGCCCACUAUAUCAGAGCAGGGUAUGCUGAUGCUUCAUUCGUCCAGGUAUCACAUCCGGUACACUCUGAAUUAAAGACUACUGCGUUACAAGUGUGGGCUGUAUUCUUAGAUUCCGAUUUCAUUCUCGGUAAUGGGAACAUCUUUGCUGGCGAGAACACUUUCUUGUUCAGGGCUAGUCUUCCGGUACAACGAGAUGAUGAACUAUGGGUUCUCUGCGGCUCAUCGGAGCCUUUUCUACUGAGGAGAUAUUCGGGAGGAUAUAGGAUCAUUGGGCCGGUGCUUUGCUUAACUUUGACAAUACAACCUCCUCUGCAGGAGUUUGCAAACUUGAGCAAGUACACUGACGAAUCGGGAGACCUUGACCCUUCCAAGAUGGAGAGGAAACGGAUCACGAUCUUUUAG